AUGAAGCUUUCUGCCGUUCUUUCUACCUUGAUGGUAGCCGGCCUGGUUGCCGCUGCCCCUCCUGCUCCACGUCCUACUGAUCUCCAACCUCAUCAUCCCCCCAACCCUCCUCCUAACGCCCCUCUUCCCAGACCCCACGACAACAACAAGCGUGACGGGCCAAAGCCUCCGAAGGAUGAGCCUAAGCCUGACGUACCUAAGCCCAAGAAGGCUCCCCAACCUCACAAUCAGCCCAAGCCCAAGCCUCACAAGGAGGGCCCCGCUCCCAAGGAUCCUAGGCCUCCGCAUGGGGACAACCACAAGCGCGAUGGUCCGAAACCUCCUAAGGACCAGCCGAAGCAUGACAAUGGUCCGAAGCCGAAGCCGAAGCCCCAGCCGAAGCCCCAGCCCAAGCCUCACGACGACAAGCCGCACAAGGACCGCAAGCCGCAGAAUCAGCCUAGGCCCAACUAG
This is a messenger RNA of Aspergillus welwitschiae, 453 nucleotides long. RefSeq lists its product as uncharacterized. Lineage: Eukaryota; Fungi; Ascomycota; Eurotiomycetes; Eurotiales; Aspergillaceae. The transcript has 2 exons. The record is from RefSeq and is a predicted model, not a curated record. The coding region runs from base 1 to 453 and encodes 150 amino acids.